Messenger RNA from Suncus etruscus (white-toothed pygmy shrew), 4163 nucleotides. It is a transcript of the gene EMC1, whose product is annotated as ER membrane protein complex subunit 1. The record is from RefSeq and is a predicted model, not a curated record. NCBI's taxonomy places the organism in Eukaryota, Metazoa, Chordata, Mammalia, Eulipotyphla, Soricidae. Gene Ontology annotation, molecular function: protein binding. The transcript has 23 exons. Gene Ontology annotation, biological process: protein folding in endoplasmic reticulum. Gene Ontology annotation, cellular component: EMC complex. Bases 17 to 3007 code for a protein of 996 amino acids.
GACUGCGCGCACCAUCAUGGCGGCGGCAGCAGUGGCUGCGGGUCCCGUUCGAGUCUGUCUAUGGGCUGCGCUGCUCAUCCUCGCGGCCGCCGUCUACGAAGACCAAGUGGGCAAGUUUGAUUGGAGACAGCAGUAUGUCGGAAAGCUCAAGUUUGCCUCCUUGGAGUUUUCCCCUGGAUCUAAGAAAUUGGUUGUGGCCACAGAAAAGAAUGUUAUUGCAGCAUUGAAUUCUCGGACUGGGGAGAUCUUGUGGCGCCAUGUUGACAAGGGCACAGCAGAAGGGGCUGUGGACGCCAUGCUGCUCCAUGGACAGGAUGCCAUCACAGUGUCCAAUGGUGGCCGGAUCAUGCGUUCCUGGGAGACUAAUAUUGGGGGCCUGAACUGGGAGAUUACCUUGGAUAGUGGAAGUUUUCAGGCUCUUGGGCUGGUGGGUCUGCAGGGCGUGGUGCGGUACGUUGUGGUCCUGAAGAAGACGACCCUUGCCCUCCAUCACCUCUCCAGCGGACACCUCAAGUGGGCAGAACAUCUCCCUGAAAGUGACAGCAUCCAUUACCAGAUGGUGUAUUCCUACGGCUCCGGAGUGGUGUGGGCUUUCGGUGUGGUUCCCUCCAGCCAUGUGAACAUCGUCAAGUUCAAUGUAGAAGAUGGGGAGAUUGUUCAGCAGGUCAGGGUCUCCACGCCCUGGCUGCAGAGUCUCACUGGUGCCUGUGGUGUGGUGGAUGAGGCUGUCCUCGUGUGUCCUGACCCCAGCUCACGGUCUCUGAAGACCUUGGCCCUGGAGACAGAGUGGGAGCUGCAGGAGAUCCCUCUGCAGUCUCUCGACUUAGAAUUUGCAAGUGGAUUCCAGCCUCGGGUGCUGCCCACUCAGCCCAAUCCAGUGGAUUCUUCUCGGGCUCAGUUCUUUCUGCAGCUGUCCCCCAGCCACUAUGCUCUGCUGUAUUACCAUGAUGGGGUCCUGAGUCUGCUCAAGAAUUUCCCACAGGCUGCCUUUGUGACCAUGGCCACCACUGGGGAAAAGACUGUGGCUGCCAUCCUGACCUGUCGGAGUGAAGUGAAACCCAGUAGUGCUGAAGAAGUGUUGGUUGGGAAUUUUGCAGAGAAGACUCGUCCACAGGACCCUCCGACUUGCUUCAACCAAACCUACACCAUUAACCUCUACCUGGUGGAGACAGGUCGGCGUCUGCUGGACACCACCAUCACUUUCAGCCUGGAACAGAAUGGCACUCGGCCUGAGCGGGUGUAUAUCCAGGUGUUCUUGAAGAAGGAUGACUCGGUGGGUUACCGUGCCCUGGUGCAGACAGAGGAUCAUCUGCUGCUUUUCUUGCAGCAGCUGGCAGGGAAAGUGGUACUGUGGAGCCGGGAGGAAUCUCUGGCAGAGGUGGUGUGCCUGGAGAUGGUUGAUCUCCCUCUGACUGGAGCACAGGCUGAGCUGGAAGGAGAAUUUGGCAAGAAGGCAGAUGGCUUGCUGGGGAUGUUCCUGAAACGCCUUUCUUCCCAGCUCAUUCUGCUGCAGGCAUGGACUUCCCAUCUCUGGAAAAUGUUCUACGAUGCACGGAAGCCUCGAAGUCAGAUUAAAAAUGAGAUCAACAUUGAUAACCUGGCCCGCGAUGAAUUCAACCUCCAGAAGAUGAUGGUUAUGGUUACUUCCUCAGGCAAGCUUUUUGGCAUUGAAAGUAGCUCUGGCACCAUCUUGUGGAAACAGUAUCUUCCCAAUGUGAAGCCAGACUCCUCCUUUAAGCUGAUGGUCCAGAGAACCACUGCCCACUUUCCCCACCCACCACAGUGCACCCUUUUGGUGAAGGACAAGGAUACGGGCAUGAGUUCUCUUUAUGUCUUUAAUCCCAUUUUUGGGAAGUGGAGUCAGGUGGCACCUCCAGUGCUGAAGCGCCCCAUCUUGCAGUCUUUGCUUCUCCCCAUCAUGGACCAAGACUCUGCCAAGGUGCUGCUGUUGAUUGAUGAUGAGUAUAAGGUCACAGCUUUCCCAGCCACUCGGAACGUCUUGCGACAGCUACAUGAGCUUGCGCCUUCUGUCUUCUUCUACCUGGUGGAUGCAGAACAGGGACGGCUCAGUGGAUAUCGACUUCGAAAGGACCUUACCACCGAGCUGAGUUGGGAGCUGACCAUUCCUCCCGAAGUGCAGCACAUCGUCCAAGUGAAGGGAAAGCGCACCAGUGAACACGUCCAUUCUCAGGGCCGUGUGAUGGGGGACCGCAGUGUCCUUUAUAAGAGCCUGAACCCCAAUCUGCUAGCUGUGGUGACAGAGAGCACAGAUGUCCACCAUGAGCGCACCUUCAUCGGCAUCUUCCUGGUGGAUGGUGUCACUGGACGCAUCAUCCAUUCCUCUGUGCAGAGAAAAGCCAAGGGCCCAGUCCACAUUGUGCACUCAGAAAACUGGGUGGUGUACCAGUACUGGAACACCAAGGCCCGACGCAAUGAGUUCACAGUGCUUGAGCUCUACGAGGGCACCGAACAGUACAAUGCCACUGCCUUCAGCUCGCUGGACCGCCCACAGCUGCCUCAGGUCCUCCAGCAGUCCUACAUCUUCCCCUCCUCCAUCAGUGCCAUGGAAGCCACCAUCACCGAGCGGGGCAUUACCAGUCGGCACCUGCUCAUUGGAUUACCUUCUGGAGCAAUUCUUUCUCUUCCCAAGGCUUUGCUGGAUCCUCGCCGUCCUGAGGUCCCAACAGAACAAAGCAGAGAGGAGAACCUGAUUCCAUAUUCUCCAGAUGUUCAGAUACAUGCAGAGCGAUUCAUCAACUAUAACCAGACAGUGUCUCGAAUGCGAGGGAUCUACACAGCUCCUUCAGGCCUGGAGUCCACUUGUUUAGUUGUAGCUUAUGGUUUGGACAUUUACCAGACUCGUGUCUACCCAUCCAAACAGUUUGAUGUCCUGAAGGAUGAUUACGACUAUGUCUUAAUUAGCAGCGUCCUUUUCGGCCUGGUUUUUGCCACUAUGAUCACUAAGAGGCUUGCACAGGUGAAGCUACUUAAUCGAGCCUGGCGCUGAAGACUUGAGACCUCCCCAGCCAGAGAAUGUAAGGAGUGAGACCCAGCUCUGAAGCUCUGGCUGCGGCUUGAUGGGUCGGCGUUGUAUCUGCACUUCAGAUGAGAGUCCUAGGGAAGUGGAUGGACUUGCCCAGAGUCUCCAAUGGGAUUCACCUGAUGCUAUCCUCUUCGAUGGAGUCUGCUCUUGUGCCCAGCGAGAGAAAACUUGAGAGCUCUUCCUUGAUGUUCCAAGGCUUUUGGCAUUUUCCCUUCUAGGGCUGUUCAUGAAUGAUGCUUUCCUUUCCUUCUUUUUGUAAAUUAAGGCCUUCAACAGAUUGUUCAUCUUUUAGGGAAGUAUGUUGAAACUGAUUUUUGUUUGCCUCUCUGUUUCCUACCUAGGAUUAUCUAGAACUCCUUCUGGCUGUUUCUUGUCUCUUGCUUUAGAGUCGGAAGGGAACUCUUAUACACCUUAUACACCUUAUAGGUGUAUUUACCCUUUUCCACUGGGAGAAAGACGAUCCAUCCUUCGCCAAGUUUUAAGGACUGGUCCCGCCUCUCGUGGCUUCUCUCCAAAGUAAUUUAGGCUUGAGGAAUCUGGUAUCAGAACUUGUUUUAACUAGGCCUCUAUUUUACUGGAUUAGAAGCCAGGUGUGUAGCAGUAUCUUGAUUUGCUGGUCACUCCCUAUUUACGUUGCUGAUAAGUCUAGAGCUGAGGCCUUUUUAGUAACUACUGAAUUGUCUGAACCCUGUAAAGAUUUCAGGGGAGGAGACAUAAUCUGUUUUUUUUUUUUUUUUAUGGUACCUCAGAACCACUAUUUAAGCUGGUCUGAUCGUUUUAGAACCUAGUUAGAGGAAGUUGUUUUUGUUUAAGGAACUCGUUAUUUAUUUUUAGAUAUAAAUUAAUGUGUGGAUCAUUGUAUUUCUCACAACGAGUAGAUUUUAAAUCUGAUUUAACAUUUGUAGCUUUAAAAAGUGAAAAUGGGUAGGGGUGGAACUCUGGUAGGGUGAAUGCAGGGUGCUGAUUGGCUGUGCUGUUUUAUCUGCUACAAAUAAAGGAGAGAUCCUGGAAGUUUUCCUUUGUUCAAGGGUUUGGGGCAUGAUGGAAUUUUGCUUUAUUGUGAAGAAUAAUGGAGGUAAACUCAAGUGUCUGAAUAAAGCAAGUGACAAAUGAAAUGACA